Coffea arabica (coffee) is the source of this 3120-nucleotide messenger RNA. RefSeq lists its product as uncharacterized. NCBI's taxonomy places the organism in Eukaryota, Viridiplantae, Streptophyta, Magnoliopsida, Gentianales, Rubiaceae. The record is from RefSeq and is a predicted model, not a curated record.
AUAAACACAUGAAAAAGGAGUGACACUUUUAUUAAAACUAACUUUGAAAGGAACACGAUGGUUUUUUGCAUAAACACAUUGUUCACAUCUUAAGCUAGAAGUUGAAAUAUUGGAAAAUAACUUAGGAAACAUAUGCUCUAAAUAAGAAAAAGAUGGAUGUCCUAGUCGACGAUGCCACAGGAUUAUUCUUUCUAUUUCUAAUGUCCCACUUUUUGUUUGAAGACCUCGAGCAGAUAUUGUUAUGCCUUGAUUGUCUUCCCAGUAAUAUAAACCAUCCCUCUCCUUACCAAUGCCAAUCGUCAUCUUCGUAAGAUUGUCCUGAAAAACACAAUGAGUAGAGUGAAAAAUGACAGAACAGUUAAGAUGCUUUGUUAUUUUACUAAUGGAGAGGAGAUUAUUUGAGAGUUUAGGUGCAAGUAAAACAGAGGACAUAGAAAACUUUGGUGAAAGAGACACAUUUCCAGCGGCUAUGAUUGGUGUAAAAUUUCCAUUAGCAACCUGUACAGACUUCACAGGUGGAGAUGUAAGAGAGUCAAUGAUAGAAGAGUUACUAGUCAUAUGAUCAGUAGCCCCUGAAUCAAUAAUCCAAGUGCUAGGAUGAGCAGAAAUAACGGACAAACCAAAAAUACCUUCUUGAGAAGAUGCCCGAGACACAUGGGAAGCAGAAGAUGGAGUAGUGUCUAUGGCAGCAACGUUUUGAGCAACAGUAUUAUGAGCAAAUUUUUUAUUUUUCCUCUCAGCUUGCUUAAGUUUAUACCAUUCUGGAUAGCCAUGCUUCUUCCAACAAACAUCAAUUGUAUGUGUAUUCUUAUUGCAGUAGGUGCAAAAUCGAGACUGAGAAGCUAUAGAAUUUCCAUUAAUGGUAAUAGGAGUGCUCUUUUGAAUAGUUAGAGCUGAAGCCUCAAAGUGUGAUUCUGCUCCCAUGGCAACUUGUCUUUGUAGUUCUCGACGAACCAUGGAGUAGACUUCUUCUAAUCUUGGUAAAGGAGAAGUACUUAGAACACGGCUGCGAACUUGAUCUAACUUAUUAUCAAGCCCAGCAAGAAAAAUAUAAACUCGAUCUUCGGCAAUACGAUUUCUAUAUUUUUCCAUAUCAGCAGCACAUGUCAUGUCAUUGGGCCGUCGAUAAUCGAGCUCCAUAAAGGUUGAGUUUAAUUCGUUGUAAUAUUCUGCUAGAGGCCGACCAUCUUGUUGUAAAUGAAAAGUCUUCUUCAUUAGCUCAUAAACUUCAGAGGAAUCUGAUACAUCAAGGUAACUUCUUUUUACAGCAUCCCAAACUUCCUUUGAUGUGCCGCAUUGUACAAAGUGAGAUAUCAGAUUAUCACUCAUUGAAUUAAUGAGCCAAGAUUUGACAAGAGAAUCUUCAGCUUCCCAUUCAUCAUAACUUGAAUCAUCUACUGCUGGUGCAGCUUUUUUUCCAUUAAUAUAGUCCAUUUUUUUCCUUCCAGCAAUAUGCAUCUCCAAAAUCUUGGACCAAACUCGAUAAUUAGUGCCAUCCAAUUUAAUGUAGAUGGAAGAAGAAGCAUCUUGUAUGGUUAGAGUGGAGAGAUUCUUGCUGUUAGGAGAUUCAACAUCAGGUUUGGUUGACAUAUUGUGAUGUGAUUAGUGUUUUAGAGAAGAAAUUUCAGUAGUGUGGGCUAUUGAAAGAAUGGCUGGAAUCUUCAGAGAAGAGGAGAGCAAGGAAAAAACCCCAAUGCUCUGAUACCAAGUUAUUAAUUAUGCUAAAAAGUCUAUUUUUCAUAUAUUUCAUUGAUCUAUUUAUACAAGUAACUAGGUUAAAUGGUCAGCCAUGUACAGCUGUAUAUAGUCUGUAAUUACAGACUAUAUACAGCUGUAUUCUUAGACUAAUUACAGCAGCUAUCUUAGACUAAUUACAUAGCUGUAUUCUUAGACUAAUUUCAGCAGCUAUCUUAGACUAAUUACAUAGUUGUAUUCUUAGACUAAUUACAGCUAAUUCCUACCAACUGGUUGAAUUUAAACGGGCUAAUAGAAUGAAUAAGGGUAAUUUAAAGAGUGAGGUGUUCCCGGCAAUUGUUGAUAAAUUUGCCAAAAAAGGAUGCCACUUUGAUCCAGUUCAAAUCAAGGCGAAGUAUUAUGCAUUACGCCAUUUGACUCAAGAAUACAAUCGCAUGCGAUUGAGGGUGACUGGGGCCGGAUGGGAUUCCCUCCUUCAGACUGUAACCAUGGACGAAAGCAAAUGGCAAGCUGUGAUUAAGGAGAAUCCAUCUUUUGAGACUUACCACAACAAAGAUUGCCAUGUCUUCUACAUAUUGUCGGAGGUGUUUGACAAAAUGGAUGCCCAAGGCCAAUAUGCUAGGGACUCAAACCAACCAUCAGUUGACAUCAAUGACGAGAUAAGAGCGAGGCAAAGUCAAGCAUAUGACAAUAUGGGUGGCCAGGGUACGGAGCACGUGGACCUGACUAAUGAUAUGACGCCUCCUAUGCAGUCAAUUGGGAAAUCGGAUGCCAAACAUUCGAAAGGCAAAGGCAAAGGGAAAAGGAAGACUCCAGAAUCUUCAUCCGCCAAAGACAGCGACCUCCCGCCCGGUCUAAGUCGCACCUCAUACAAUAAUGCACUAUCUUGGAUGGAUGUGACCUUUGCUGCCGAUCGGACCAUGUCCCAGAGCGUAGAUGCCCCAUCUCCCCCACCUGCUGCUACUCCAGCUUCUCCUCCUACGAUUUACGUGGAUGAUGACCUGUACUCUGUGGCAAAGGCAGAUGCAGCCUUAAACACAAUAGAAGGCUUGCCAGAUCGGGUAACUGUCAAAGCAGCUGUUAAGUUGGCUGAUUCCGCUGACCAUCGGAGGAUGUUUUUGAGUCAAAAGAGUGAGGCUUGGAAGCGGUUAUAUGCACUGACGAUUGGGGGAGCGAAAUAGAUGAGUAAGACCUGCAUGUGCCUAGGGGUUAAGCACCAGUUGGAAGGCUUUGUUUGCAUGUUUAAAUGACAUUUGAUUUGUGUUUGUGAUUGAUGGAUGCUGGUUUUCCUUGUUGGGAAACGAAUUUGCACUUUGGUUGUUUCAUUAUGUAGUUUGGAUCAUUUUAAGACUUACCAUAAUGUUUCUCCAUUUCAAGUAUUUGACUUUUCGAGUUGGCGAAUAAUAAAUAGGAGUUCUACUUUAA